Sclerotinia borealis F-4128 is the source of this 564-nucleotide messenger RNA. The record is from the annotation of a GenBank genome assembly. Lineage: Eukaryota; Fungi; Ascomycota; Leotiomycetes; Helotiales; Sclerotiniaceae.
AUGUCGAUCAAAUCCUCUACCUUUGCCGCAUUUCGAGCAUUAACACGACAAACCAGCCGCAAAACCCUACCUCACAUAUCCGCAUCCUCAUCCUCGAGACCCAUCCCUUCACCAUUUUCUCCCCUCCUCAUAACGCAGCUCCACCCCCGCCACUACAGCCGCGCCCGACCCCUCACCGACUCACCUCCAUUUCCCUCUCCCAUCACCUCCGCACCCCGAGCCCCCCAGCCCUCCUACGACAUAACCUUCACCUGCACGCCCUGUUCCGAGCGCAGCACCCACCGCAUCUCGAAGCAAGGCUACCAUUCCGGCUCGGUGCUCAUCACCUGUCCUUCGUGUAAAAACCGGCAUGUCAUCAGUGAUCACCUAGGGAUAUUUGGGGAUCGCAAAUUGACGAUUGAGGAUUUGAUGGAGGAGCAGGGAAUGCUGGUUAAGAAGGGGACGUUGAGUGAGGAUGGGAAUAUCGAGUUUUGGAGUGAUGGGACGGCGACGGAGAGGAAGAAGGAGGGUGGAGAGGGGGAGGCAGCGGGGGGUGAUGGGGGGAUUGAGGGGCCGAUGAGUUAA